This is a messenger RNA of Eruca vesicaria subsp. sativa (arugula), 859 nucleotides long. NCBI's taxonomy places the organism in Eukaryota, Viridiplantae, Streptophyta, Magnoliopsida, Brassicales, Brassicaceae. The record is from the annotation of a GenBank genome assembly.
AUCCAAAAAUAUUCAUACACAAACACGCGAAAAAAAAAUUCCGACACAAAAAACUUUGUUUGCUUUUUUAUCUCUCUUUUAUUUCUUGAAAGGCUACGACAAAACAAGACGAAUGAAUACAUUCAAGAUAUCAUAUUUCGUUGUGGUAUUCAUAAUGGUGUUGGCCAUUGCUAUAACACUUAGCGAACCGUUAAGGGUUGAAGCGAGCCACCGAGACAAAUAUGGUCGGGUGAUAGCCGCCACACGAGCAAAAAAAGGUGGGAACCGUACAAGUGCAAUGACAUGUGAUAAGAGCCCCAAAGUAUGUCGUCUCAAAGGCAGUUCAGGUCGUGAUUGUUGUCGUAAGAGGUGUGUGGACUUGAGAACCAACAAAUUGAACUGCGGAAGAUGCGGGAAAAGCUGUCAAUACUCGGAAGUUUGUUGCAACGGAUACUGUGUGAACCCGAUGUUUGAUAAAAGACAUUGUGGAGGUUGCUUUAAGAAGUGCAACAAAGGAAGAUCGUGUGCAUAUGGGAUGUGCAGCUAUGCUUGAAGAAACAAUGGGUUAUAAAGGUUACUGCGAAACGGAUGUUUAAUUUGUUGGAUUAAAUUGGUAUUACAAUCUGAAAUUAAAAUUUUAUAUAGCUAGCUUAAAUAAGGAUGGUCAUCUUGUUACAAAAUUAGAAAGGGUCGUGUCAAAGUUUGCCAUCAUUACUGUGUAUGUUUAACUUUUAUGACUUGUCAUGUAACAAACCAAUGUAUUAUGCUAUGUAUUAUGUUUUAUGGAUGAUCUUAAUUUAUUAUACUUUAUACUUUUAUAUGAUGUAUUUUUUUUUUCGUCGAGCGGUCGGAAUAAUGGCUUUGUUUUCUUGUAAUGAAU